AUCGCGCAGCUCUGGCGUGCACGCGGUGAUGCAGCCCAGCUACUCGACCUGCUCCAGCAUCAGCACCACGCGCUGACUCACGAGCUCAGCCUCUGUCCUGCACGCGCAACCUGGACGCACUUUACAGCUUUUCGGAUUUACAUACAUUUGCAGUGAGUUCGUCGAUUCUGAAAACCAGGGAGGCUAACAGAAAUUACCGAUCAAUUUGUACCAACAUGGACGCGCUAAUGAAAGGGUUCUCGAAAGCAAAGGACGGGGUUGUGGCGGCCGCAGAAAAGACGAAACAGGGAGUGAGUGAGGCAGCCGAGAAGACAAAAGAAGGGGUAAUUUUCGUGGGCACCAAAACAAAGGAUGGAGUUUCAUCAGUCGCAGAGAAGACUGCGACCCAUGUGUCGCAGGUGGGCGGGGCAGUAGUGACCGGAGUGACAGCUGUUGCCCAUAAGACUGUGGAAGGAGCUGGUAACAUUGCUGCUGCUACUGGCUUAGUGAAAAAGGAGGUGGAUAAGCAGGAUGAAACGAUGUCCCAGGAGGCCUUGGUGGAGAACACAGGCGAGCUACAGGUGGACCCUGACAACAGCUAUGGAGUUGUACCUGAGGAGGGCUAUCAGGGCUACCAGGAUUAGGUCAAGCAGCAACUCAAACAGGCACAAGAAACAUUCCACUUUAUGCCGGCCCAGCGUGCUCUGCCCAGCCGCGCUCCUCGUCCCAGUCCAGUGUACCGCGUGUACUGUGUGUGCGUGGGCGUGCGUGUGUAUAUGUUUUGGUGCACAUCCGGCCGUGCACUGAUGUCCCCCCUCUGUAUAUGCUGUUCGUCCUUGUGGACCUGCUGCUGGUUUGGCGCCCCCUAUCUCCUACUGGGGUGAGUGACCGGCUGCAAGUUGGUAAUUGUGUUCCUUGGGGGUCCGUGGCUUUAAAAUUAAUCCGAAUAGCAGAAACCUAAGUGUCUAUUGAUUUCAUGCAAGACCAGUUAUGUCUGUGACUUAUGUCAAUGUAAUGCACUUAUGUAAUGAAAUAGCACUAUAUUUACGACAGGUCAAUGUACAAACUGAAAUGCAGAAUGGUGUGUGUAUUCAAAUCACUGACAUGGAGCAGUAGAUGGGGACAGGGGAGUUGUUUAUGUUUUUAAGUGUUUAUAAAUAAAGUGUUAAAUCUA
Paramormyrops kingsleyae is the source of this 1153-nucleotide messenger RNA. RefSeq names its product alpha-synuclein-like. Gene Ontology annotation, molecular function: cuprous ion binding. Gene Ontology annotation, cellular component: neuronal cell body; axon terminus; cytoplasm. NCBI's taxonomy places the organism in Eukaryota, Metazoa, Chordata, Actinopteri, Osteoglossiformes, Mormyridae. The record is from RefSeq and is a predicted model, not a curated record. Gene Ontology annotation, biological process: chemical synaptic transmission; synaptic vesicle endocytosis; synapse organization.